CGCACGGGCUCAGGCCACAGCUUUAGGAACUGGCAGUGGCGGCGUCAAGAUGGCGGAGCUACGUGUGCUGGUUGGAGUCAAGAGGGUCAUAGAUUUUGCCGUGAAGAUCCGAGUGAAGCCAGAUAAGACUGGGGUGGUGACAGAUGGGGUGAAGCACUCCAUGAACCCCUUCUGUGAGAUCGCAGUGGAGGAGGCCGUUCGGCUGAAGGAGAAGAAGCUGGUGAAGGAAGUGAUCGCAGUCAGCUGCGGCCCCCUGCAGUGCCAGGAGACCAUCCGCACAGCCCUGGCCAUGGGAGCUGACCGAGGCAUCCAUGUGGAGGUGCCUGAGGCGGAGGCUCAGCGCUUGGGGCCCCUCCAGGUCUCCCGAUUGCUGUCUGCUUUGGCCCAGAAGGAGAAAGUUGGGCUGGUGCUGCUGGGGAAACAGGCCAUUGAUGAUGACUGUAAUCAGACUGGACAGAUGACGGCUGCCAUGCUUGACUGGCCUCAGGGCACGUUUGCCUCUAAACUCGCAUUAGAGGGGGACAAGUUGACAGUGGAGCGAGAGAUCGAUGGUGGCCUUGAGACCAUUCGCCUUAAGCUGCCUGCUGUGGUGACCACGGACCUCCGGCUGAACGAGCCCCGCUAUGCCACUCUGCCCAAUAUCAUGAAAGCCAAGAAGAAGAAGGUGGAGGUGGUAAAGCCUGGUGACCUGGGGGUGGACACGUCCUCCCGGAUCUCUGUGCUCAGCGUGGAGGAUCCGCCGCAGCGCACUGCAGGGGUGAAGGUGGAGACCACCGAGGACCUUGUGGCCAAGCUGAAAGAGGCUGGCCACAUUUGACACCCCCCUCCCCCCAAUAAAUUUGUGCCAGCCCUUCCCCCUUCA
Molecule: messenger RNA, 862 nt
Organism: Gracilinanus agilis (Agile Gracile Mouse Opossum)
Lineage: Eukaryota; Metazoa; Chordata; Mammalia; Didelphimorphia; Didelphidae
Gene: ETFB
Product: electron transfer flavoprotein subunit beta
Exons: 6
Coding region: 50-817 (255 amino acids)
Cellular component (GO): cytosol
Molecular function (GO): electron transfer activity
Source: RefSeq, a predicted model, not a curated record